This is a messenger RNA of Varanus komodoensis (Komodo dragon), 3573 nucleotides long. Its product is annotated as desmoglein-1-like. The record is from RefSeq and is a predicted model, not a curated record. The coding region runs from base 1 to 3573 and encodes 1190 amino acids. Gene Ontology annotation, biological process: homophilic cell-cell adhesion. Lineage: Eukaryota; Metazoa; Chordata; Lepidosauria; Squamata; Varanidae. The transcript has 17 exons. Gene Ontology annotation, cellular component: desmosome; plasma membrane. Gene Ontology annotation, molecular function: calcium ion binding.
AUGGUGAAGUUGCCUGUGUUCUUGGAGUUCAGCACUGGUACUUUUCAUGUUGAGGUAAAAGAAUGGGAUGAAAAAGGUCUGGGGAGAUGGAAAACAUAUCGGAGGCAGAAACGAGAAUGGAUUAAAUUUGCUGCAGCCUGUAGGGAAGGAGAAGAUAAUUCAAAGAGAAAUCCAAUUGCCAGGAUCCGAUCUGACUGUGAAGAAACGCAACCAAUCAUAUAUAAAAUAAGUGGAGUAGGGAUUGAUCAGCAUCCCAUUGGAGUGUUUGUAAUAAAUCAAAAGACUGGUGAAAUUAAUAUAACAAAAAUAGUAGAUCGAGAAGAGAAUCCUGUGUUUAUUAUUAAGUGCCAUGCUAUCAAUGUUUUGACUGGAAAAUCAGUGGAAACACCUCUUGAUCUCCGAGUCCGGGUUCUGGAUAUCAAUGACAAUGCACCAGUAUUUACACAAACCACGUUCUCAGGCUCAAUAAUAGAGAGCAGCAUGGAGAACACCCUGGUGAUGAAAAUAACUGCUAUUGAUGCAGAUGAACCAAAUAAUUUGAAUUCCAAAAUUGCUUACAAGAUUGUGAGUCAGACUCCCGGAGGCCAGCCCAGGUUUAUUCUUAACACAGAGACUGGGGAACUUCACAUUGCAAAUGCCCUUGACAGAGAGGAACAUAGUAGAUACACUCUGGUUGUGAAAGCCACAGACAGGGAUGGAGCUCCAGAUGGAAUAUCUUCAGAAUGUUUAUGUCACGUUGCAGUUGAAGAUGUAAAUGAUAAUUUUCCAACCUUUUCACAGAGUUCGUAUUCAGUAUCAAUAUCAGAGAAUUCACUCAGUCAAGAUCUUCUGAGGAUACAAAUACUUGAUGAAGAUGAAGAAUUUUCAGAUAAUUGGGUUGCACAAUUUGAGUUUUUGUCUGGAAAUGAACAAGGCAACUUUGAAAUAACUGUUGACCCAAGAACUAAUGAAGGUAUCCUGAGAGUUGUAAAGGGAAUUGAUUAUGAACAAUUUUCAAGCAUGCCUCUGAGAAUUGGGGUACGAAACCCCAACCCUUUCCACUAUUCAGUUGUUUCUCAAUCUCAAAGUCAGUUUGCCACAAUUUCAGUACAAGUGCUCAAUGUUCCUGAAGGACCAUCAUUUAGUCCAUCUGUAAUUGCUGUUACUGCUUCUGAAAGCUUAACAAGUAAAGAUAUCCUGACUUACGAGGUUGCAAAAUUCCAAGCCAUUGAUCAAGAUACUGGAAGAGUUGCAACCAAUGUCCGCUAUAUGAUGGGACGUGAUCCAGCUGCCUGGUUUCAGGUCAACCCAACAACUGGCCAGAUCACUUUUAAGCAAGUGAUUGAUCGGGAGUCAAUCUAUGUAGUUGAUGGAGUAUACUCAGCAGAGCUACUAGCUAUCACUAGAGACAGUCCUUUCAUGACAGCCACUGGUACCAUUGUAGUUACAGUCCAAGAUGUCAAUGAUAACUGCCCAAUAGUGACAGAAGAAAUUAGACAAGUGUGUGUAAAAAAUCCAUCUGUAAUAAUCACAGCUAAAGAUCCAGAUGCUCACCCAUAUGGACCACCUUUUAAAUUUACCAUAGUGGCUCACUCCCCAGAAAAUUCAUGGGAUAUCAGAAUAGUGAAUGAAACCUCAGCAGCACUAUACUCUACAAAUAUCAAGUUUGUCAUUCAUCAGGUCCAAGUUAGAGUGUUUGACAACAGUGGCAGAAGCUGUGAAAAGCCAUUGGUGGUUCCUUUGCAAGCCUGCCAUUGUGAUCAACAUGGAAGAUGUGUUGAAUAUGCUACUCAAAGAACCACUAUUACUAUUAUUGGUGGAAGUGCAGGUGGUGGUGGAGGAAUGGCUGGUGGUGGUGGAGGAAUGGCUGGAACGGGUGGUGGGGGAGAUGGUGUGAUUGGUGGUGGUGGAGGAAUGGGUGGGGGAGGAUCUGUUGAUGGAGGAACUGGUGCGGGAAUGAUAGAUGGUGGAGGUGGUAUGACUGGUGCUGGAGGAGGUGUCCUUGACGGUAGUGAUAGUUCAAAGUGGGAUACUGGCAGUUAUGGUACAGGUGGUGGCCUUGACACUUCUGGUGGUUCUGUAUAUGAUGAUGGACUUGGUGGCUAUGCAGGAAGACAAAAUGGAGAAACUACACUUAGUGCUGCUGCCAUUGCUCUGAUGUUUCUCGGAGGAUUAAUAUUUGUGUUGGUUCCAAUUCUGAUGUCACAGAGUGGCUGCUGUGGCUAUCUUGGAUCCGGUCCUGUUGGUGGUGUUGGGGCUGGCUUUGAGCCUGUGCCUGAAUGUACAGAAGGUGCUAUCCAUUCAUGGGGAAUUGAAGGAGCACAGCCUGAAGACCGGGAUGUUUCAAAUAUUUGUGUGCCAGUAACAGCUACAGGCAGAGGGGAAUUUGGUGAAUCAUCUGAAAUCUAUACAACUAAGUAUGCAGAUGGAGGCAUGGUGAGUACCGGAGUCGAAGAAACAACAGGACUUGGCACAGCUAAAGGCUAUGGAACUACUGCUGGUUAUGGAACAACUACAGGCUAUGGAACAACAGGAAGAAAAGAAACAUUUGGAGGGACAAUAAAAGAAUACAGAGAAAGUGGAGUGAAUAUGGCUUUCUUAGACAGUUACUUUUCUGAGAAAGCCUUUGCCUAUGCUGAUGAAGAUGAAGGCAGACCUGCAAAUGACUGUCUCCUGAUAUAUGAUCAUGAGGGUAUAGGUACUCCUGUUGGUUCUAUUGGCUGUUGCAGUUUUAUUGGAGAUGAUUUGGAUGACACCUAUCUGGAUACCCUGGGACCUAAGUUUAAGACCUUGGCAGAAAUCUGUUUGGGUGUAGAAAUUGAGCCUUUCCCAGAUGUUAAUGCACCUAGGCCCUCUCUGCCCAAUCCUGAUAUUGAUUUAAAUCUGCCACCACCUGGAUCUACCAUUGUCAUUAAUACUUCUUCACCUUUGCUUCCACCUACUGCUGUUGGUGGCACAACCGUUGUUACUGAAAACACUUACACAGCUUCUUCUACUGUACAGCCUCCAGUUAGGCCUAUCCCUGACCCUGUGCUCCCUGGUAAUGUAGUGGUAACUGAAACGUAUACAUCAGGGCCAACACUAAAACCUCCCACAAUCAGUGUGGAUCCUCUCUCUGGCUCAAAUGUUGUGGUAACAGAAAGAGUGCUUGCUCCUGCCGCAGUAACUGAUUUGCAUGGCAUGAUAGAUAUACCUGAUCUCCCUGAUGGGUCAAAUGUUGUAGUCACAGAAAGGGUCAUUGCUCCAAAUUCUAGGAUACCUGCUUCUAUGAGCAUUCCUGAUCUAACUGAUGGGUCCAGUGUAGUUGUGACGGAAAGAGUGAUUCGGCCUGCCACUGGCAUACAGGGCAAUCUGAGCAUUCCUUCGGAAUUAUCUACUGGACGCAAUGUGGUGGUUACAGAAAGGGUGGUGUCUGGGGCAGGAGGAAUGAAUGCAGGGGUUGGUGGCAUGAGUGGUGUUGGCGGUGUAGGUAGCAUCACAGGUCAUAUGCUCGGAACUGAUAAUCUCCUUAAUCAGACAAUUGGUUCUGUCUCCCCUGGUACUUCUCGCAGAAGGGUAAUGAAGUACAGUACUAUACAGUAUUCUAAUCAGUAA